UUAUUUAAUGGUUCAAGUUAGUGCGCCGCAAUCGCAGCACUUUGUUCUUUUCUCUUUUUCUAAAUGAUUUUAUGAUUCAUUUGUAUUCCUUCAUUUUUACCGUAGAUAUCUUGCUCAUUUUUACAAUGGAAGCGGUAGCAACCGCUUUUCUAUCUGCAUCCUUGGAGUGGUUAAUGGACAAGUUGGGUUCCAAGUCCAGUGAGUUAUGGAAUCGACAGAAGCAGGUUCGUGAUGAGUUGCAAAAUUGGAAGAGUCUUUUGCCCAAAAUAUGGGUUGUGCUUGAUGAUGCGGAGAAGAGGCAAACAGCCAAUCCUGCUGUGGAGAUGUGGCUUUCUGACAUCAGAGAUUUGGCUUAUGAUAUGGAGGAUGUCCUUGAUGGACUAGAGGCUGAUGAACGAAGAAAGAAAUUGACUGCCAAAACUGAUAGACCCUGCACAAGUAAGGCGCGACAACUGAUUCCCUCGUGCUUCACUGGUUUUAAUCUCGAUGUUUUCAUCCCUGGUUGUGAGGCUGUUUCCAAGAUAAAGGAGAUUUCUGGCAGACUGGAACGUGCUGUGAGAGAGAAGGAAGCCCUGGGCUUGAAAGUUGAAGAGGCCGGAACUAGCGUAACAGCUCCACGAUGGGAGCCGGCCACUACUUGGUUGCCUGAACCUUAUGUUUAUGGUCGGGAAGGCGACAAAAAUGCCAUUCUUCAAAAGUUGUUGAAUGAUGAAGGUGGUGAUGAAAACCCUUGUGUGAUUCCCAUUGUUGGCAUGGGUGGACUAGGGAAGACCACAUUGGCUCGACUUGUUUACAAUGAUGAUAGACUGAACGGUGUGUUCGAGCCUAAAGCUUGGGUUUGUGUAUCUGAUGAAUUUGAUAUUCUUCGAAUAACAAGAUCUAUUCUUGAACAAAUAACUCAAAAUAAGUGUGACUCUGAAGAUCCUUCUGUACUUCAAGGGAAGGUAAACAAUAUGUUAUCUGGAAGGAAGUUUCUACUUGUACUGGAUGAUGUUUGGAGUGAGGACUAUAGAUGUUGGGAUGUAUUGCGAAGAAUUUUUGUAUCAGCAGCAGUCGGAAGUAAAAUAGUUGUUACAUCACGCAUCGAAGCUAGACACGCACUGGAAAGGGAGAACUUUGAUGCACACUUGAAACUCAAAGAUAUUGGCGUUGAAAUUGUAAAGAGGUGCAAAGGGUUGCCAUUAGCUAUAAAAACCCUUGGAGGACUCCUUCGUGGUGAGCUAAAUCCUAACAAGUGGGUCACGGUGUUAAAGAGUGAGAUGUGGGAAUUACCAGAAGGAAGAAGUCACAUUCUUCCAGCUUUGAGAUUGAGCUAUCAUCAUCUUCCUGCUCAUCUAAAAAAAUGCUUUGUCUAUUGUGCUAUUUUCCCAAAAGAUCAUGAAUUUCGCAAGGAUGAUUUAAUUUUAUUAUGGAUGGCUGAGGGAUUUUUGCAACAACAGAAGAAUGGAGUGCGGCAACUGAAAGGCACAGGGGAUGAAUACUUUUCUGAUUUACUAUCAAGAGGGCUUUUCCAACAAUCAAGCAAUAAUCAAUCAUACUUUGUCAUGCAUGACCUUGUGCAUGAUUUAGCUGAAUAUGUUGCAGGAGAAACAUACUGCAAUCUUGAAAAUCUGAUACAGAGUGAGAAAAUGAAGGUUAGUUUUGAGAAGGCACGCCAUGCGUCAUGCUCUAUUUAUGGAGUUUAUUAUUCUAAAAUAUCUUGGUUUCUGCAAAAGCCCAAUAAUUUGCGGACAUUCCUAGUAUUAGCUCGUGAUUGGGAACGGUUUCCUGUGGAUGGAUUUUAUCAGGAUUUCAUACAAAAAUUAAGAUGCCCAAGGGUCAUAUCUUUGUAUGGUUGGACAAUAUCAGAGCUUCCAAAUUCAAUUGAGAAAUUGAAGCAUUUGCGCUACAUAGAUUUGUCAUUCAGUGCAUUACAAAGUUUACCAAAUUCUGUGAGGUCUCUUGUGUACUUGCAAACAAUGAUACUAUACGAGUGCUACCAAAUCACGGAGUUGCCAGUAGGAAUUGUGGAUUUAGUUGACUUACAUCAUCUUGAUAUUAGGGGUACAUCUAGCUUACAAAAGAUGCCACCCCAAAUGGGAAAUUUGAAAAAUCUUUUGAUGUUGCCUAAAUUUAUUGUGGGAGAAUCUGGUGGGCUGAGAUUAAAAGAGUUAAGCUACUUGAAGGAUCUACAAGGUGAGCUACUUAUCAAAGAUCUCCAUAAUGUCUCCGAUAUUCAAGAUGCCAGUAAGGCCAGCCUAUUUCAGAUCGAGGGCCUUGAAGAGCUAACAUUGGCAUGGACUAAUGACUUCCAGACUUCACGAGAUGAAAGUUAUGAAUUGCAGGUACUCAGUCAAUUAAAGCCUCAUUCCAAUUUGAAAAGAUUCAAAAUUGAUUCAUACGGAGGCUUGGAAUUCCCUUCUUGGAUGGGCGAUCCAUUAUUUUCUAAAUUGGAGUACUUGGAACUCAAUCAUUGUAAGAGAAGCACUUUAUUGCCAAGGCUUGGACAAUUACCACAACUCAUGCGGCUUGAGAUCAAAGGAUGCCCUCAAUUAACUUACUCACCAAUGAGUCUUCCAUCACUUCAGGAACUGUAUCUGCAGGAUUGUGAAGAGGCAGUUCUCAGGAGUGUAUAUGAUUCCACUUCACUCACCAAGUUGAGUAUUAGCAGAAUUUCAGAGCUUACUUGCUUGCCUAGGAGCAUCACACAAAACAUGACCACACUUGAGACUCUAAAAAUUGGAAAAUGUGGUGAGCUUAUUUCCUUAUUGGAGGAUGGAGACAGUCUGUCAAGCUUGUCCAGUCUUAAGAGGAUGAAUAUUGAGUACUGUCAUCUCCUAGUAUCAUUAACAGACCUUCUACCUCAUACCCUUGAAUCUUUGACCAUCUAUAAUUGUGACAACCUUGAACGCCUACCGAAUGGACUGCAUAGCCUCACCUCUUUAAAAAGUUUGUAUAUCGACAGAUGCAGAAAGUUCAUCGGCUUUCUGAUGACUGACUUCCCGUUAUAUCUCCAACACCUUCAAUUAGUUGGUUUGGAGGCUUUGGAGUCAUUACCUGAUGAGUUGAUGAUGACAACAGAAAGAUUAUAUAUUUGUAAAUGUCCAAGCCUCAAAUCUUUUUCAACAGGUGAGUUAGUUGCCAGACUUGAAGAGUCCAUUAUUGAGAAUUCUGAAAAAUCUGAGUUCCUACGGGAGGGUGAUGAUAGCAGCACUGUGACAGUGAAUCUCGAAAGAACAAGUAUUUCUGGUGUGGGAAAACCCAAUUUCCCUAUUGAUUGCAUGCACAAUCUCAGUCGUCUCUGCUCCUUACUUAUAUUUGAUUGUAAAAGUUUAGAGUCCUUGCCAGAAAGGUUGCUGUCUACCUCCACUCUUAAAACUCUGAAGAUGUCAGGUUGUGAUAAUCUUGAGUCUCUGCCCAAUGGGAUGUACAACUGCACGUCUCUCCAAGAACUAGAGAUAAGUAAAUGUCCAGGUAUAGCAUCCAUUGCAGGGAGAGGUUUACCACCGAAUCUUGAAUGGCUUGUGAUCGAUUGUGAGGGCUUGAAGCAGUCAAUGUUAGAAUGGGGGCUUGACAGGCUUACGUCUCUUGAGAAAUUUGAGAUUCAUCGGAUAUGUCCUCCAGAUGAUUUGCUUCCCACCUCCCUAAAAACUCUUUCAAUAAAAAGAGUUGGUAAUCUGGAAUCCAUAACUAAAGGGCUCCUCCAAAAACUUGCUUAUCUUCAAAAGUUGACAUUUAAUGAUUGCCCAAAUCUCAAGACCUUGCCAAAGGAAGGUCUGCCUCCCUCAUUGGAAGUGUUCGAAAUCAGAGGCUGUCCACUUCUAGAACAACGAUGCUUGAAGGAAAAAGGAGACUAUUGGCCCCUUAUAUCCAACAUUCGGGAAAUAAAUAUAUCGCCGAUUGCUCUCAGGUACAAGAAUGUCCUACAACAUCCUCAACAUACCUUGGCGACGAAGGGCAUGAAGAUACCUGAAGUUGUGAACAUUGCUGGAAUCGGUGCAUUUGAGCAAAUUUUGAAGCUGAAUCUAAUGUGGAACUGGUGGACAUUGAUACUGCAGAUGCUGGCAUCAAACAGAAUGUAGAAAAUGCAUAAGAGAGAGGAGUUGCAGUCUUAAGUCAGUGCCAAAUGCAGAAGCUUAUGAUACUCUUUAUUAAAGUUUGUUAUUUGAGAAACAUUUGACCAAGUUGAUUAUUGGAAGCUGGAUUCUUUUUCUUUUUAAACCUAAUAUGAUGACACUACUGUCUGUAAAAACACAAAGGCCAUGGAGCAUUUAUGGCUUCCCACUACUUAUUUGGCUCAUUUUUGUUCUUUUGAUACAGUUUGGCUUGUUAUGUUUCUAGAUUAUUGGCAUCUUCCCACUACUGGUGAUGUUCACGGAAAAAUUUUGAGCAUUGGCCCUUCCUGGUGUCUGUUUCCUCUGACAGCUCACAGAAAUGGACCUAUAAAUGCCAGAGACAUUU
Messenger RNA from Rubroshorea leprosula, 4440 nucleotides. The record is from the annotation of a GenBank genome assembly. Lineage: Eukaryota; Viridiplantae; Streptophyta; Magnoliopsida; Malvales; Dipterocarpaceae.